Messenger RNA from Nycticebus coucang (slow loris), 1385 nucleotides. RefSeq names its product solute carrier family 25 member 3 (gene SLC25A3). Gene Ontology annotation, biological process: mitochondrial phosphate ion transmembrane transport. The record is from RefSeq and is a predicted model, not a curated record. The coding region runs from base 149 to 1210 and encodes 353 amino acids. Gene Ontology annotation, molecular function: phosphate transmembrane transporter activity. The transcript is spliced from 8 exons. Gene Ontology annotation, cellular component: mitochondrial inner membrane. NCBI's taxonomy places the organism in Eukaryota, Metazoa, Chordata, Mammalia, Primates, Lorisidae.
GGGCGACGCGUGCCCGUGGUGAUGCGUAGAGUGCGUCACGCUGACGACCGGCGAAGGGCACCGAUCUGUGGGCCGGGAGGACGACCGCCCUCUGUGAGCCGCAGCCUUUCCAAGGGAGCGGUUGGGUGUUCGCCAUCUUAGGGAGAAGAUGUACUCGUCCGUGGCGCACCUGGCGCGGGCAAACCCCUUCAACGCGCCGCAUCUGCAGCUGGUGCACGAUGGCCUCGGGAUCACAGCUCCGCCCCGACGCUCUCGGAACCUGGCAGCCGCCGCUGUUGAAGAGUACAGUUGUGAAUUUGGCUCGGCGAAGUAUUAUGCACUGUGUGGCUUUGGUGGGGUCUUAAGUUGUGGUCUGACACACACUGCUGUCGUUCCCCUGGAUUUAGUGAAAUGCCGUAUGCAGGUGGACCCCCAGAAGUACAAGGGCAUAUUUAACGGAUUCUCGGUUACACUUAAAGAGGAUGGUUUUCGUGGUUUGGCUAAAGGAUGGGCUCCAACUUUCAUUGGCUACUCCAUGCAAGGACUCUGCAAGUUUGGCUUUUAUGAAGUAUUUAAAGUCUUAUAUAGCAACAUGCUUGGAGAGGAGAACACCUAUCUGUGGCGCACAUCACUAUAUUUGGCUGCCUCUGCCAGUGCUGAAUUCUUUGCCGACAUUGCCCUGGCUCCUAUGGAAGCUGCUAAGGUUCGAAUUCAAACCCAACCAGGUUAUGCCAACACAUUGAGAGAUGCAGUACCCAAGAUGUAUAAGGAAGAAGGCCUAAAAGCAUUCUACAAGGGAGUUGCUCCUCUGUGGAUGAGACAGAUACCAUACACCAUGAUGAAGUUCGCCUGCUUUGAACGUACCGUUGAAGCAUUGUACAAGUUUGUGGUUCCUAAGCCCCGCAGUGAAUGUACAAAGCCAGAGCAGCUGGUUGUAACAUUUGUGGCAGGUUACAUAGCUGGAGUCUUUUGUGCAAUUGUUUCUCACCCUGCUGAUUCUGUGGUGUCUGUGUUGAAUAAAGAGAAAGGUAGCAGUGCUUCUCAGGUCCUCCAGAGACUUGGAUUUAAAGGUGUAUGGAAGGGACUCUUUGCCCGUAUCAUCAUGAUUGGCACUCUGACUGCACUACAGUGGUUCAUCUAUGACUCUGUGAAGGUCUACUUCAGGCUUCCUCGCCCCCCUCCACCGGAGAUGCCAGAGUCUCUGAAGAAGAAGCUCGGGUUAACUCAGUAAAUAGAUCAAAGCAAAUAUGGACUGAAUCUGCUUGCUGAUCAGUGUCAAAGUACAAAAGGAACUUUUAUAUAUUUGACAGUGUAGGAAGUUGUCUAUUCCUGAUGUAAUUACGUAGUGCUCUUGUGUAAGGCAAGAGUUUCAAAUUUGCUGUUGAAAUAAACCCAACUAUUCAUGA